Messenger RNA from Apiotrichum porosum, 1713 nucleotides. It is a transcript of the gene DAK2, whose product is annotated as Dihydroxyacetone kinase 2. The transcript has 3 exons. NCBI's taxonomy places the organism in Eukaryota, Fungi, Basidiomycota, Tremellomycetes, Trichosporonales, Trichosporonaceae. The record is from RefSeq and is a predicted model, not a curated record. Bases 1 to 1713 code for a protein of 570 amino acids. Gene Ontology annotation, biological process: glycerol catabolic process. Gene Ontology annotation, molecular function: glycerone kinase activity; ATP binding. Gene Ontology annotation, cellular component: cytosol.
AUGUCCGCGCACUUUGCAGGCGACGCAUCCCAGCUCCCGCUCGACUACCUCCGUGGCCUGGCCAUCAUCAGUUCCGGCGUCGCCGUCGACGAGGGAAGCCGUGUCCUCCACAUUCGUAACCCGGACCGCAGCAAGGUCGCGCUCAUCAGCGGCGGUGGAUCUGGACACGAGCCGGCGCACGCCGGGUUUGUGGGCAGCAACUCGCUCACGGCCGCGGUGGGCGGUAACGUGUUUGCGUCGCCCAACUCGCGCCAGGUGCGCCGCGCGCUCGAGCUCGUCAAGAAUGACAAGGGCACGCUCGUCGUCGUCAAGCGGUACACUGGCGACGUGUUGAAUUUCGGCCUGGCCGGCGAGUCGGCGCAGGACAAUGUGCGUUUCCUGGUCGUGGGCGACGACGUGGCUGUGGGCCGCACGCAGGGGUCCAUUGUCGGCCGCCGCGGUCUGGCGGGCACGACGCUCGUGUACAAGGUCGCUGGAUGGGCGGCGGCGCAGGGCGCCAAUGUCGACGAGGUCAAGCGCCUGGCGUCGCUGGUCGCCGACAAUGUGGGCUCGAUCGGCUCGAGCUUUGCCCACUGCCACGUCCCCGGUACCAAGAAGGAGCCGUCGCACCUCGCCGAGGGCGAGAUGGAGGUCGGUAUGGGUAUCCACAACGAGAAUGGAAUCAAAAAGACGGCCAUCCAGACAAAGGACAAGCUCAUCGACGACAUGGUGGAGAUGCUCACCUCGACGACCGACAAGGAGCGCUCGUUUAUCGACUGGAAGGGCAAGGGCGACAAGGCCGUCGUCAUGGUCAACAACCUCGGUGGCCUGAGCGAGCUCGAGCUCGUGGGUCUCGUCCCCUUCGUUCUGGCUUCGCUCAAGAAGCGCAACAUUGAGGCGGUCCGUCUCCUCGUCGGCUCGUUCAUGACCUCGCUCGACAUGCCUGGUUUCUCCAUCACCACCCUCCGUCUGCCCGAGACAGACGUCGACACGAUCCUCAAGGGCGUGGACGCACCCUCGUCCGCACCGGGCUGGCGCCUCCCCACCAUUCCCUCGCUCAACCCCGAGCCCACCCCAGCCAAGGUCGAGAAGGAGUCCAAGGUCCCCUCGGGCCUGACCGCGUCCCCGCUCUUCACCGCCGCCAUCACUGCCGCGUGCAACGCCGUCAUUGCUGCCGAGCCCGACAUUACGCGCUACGACGUCAUUGCAGGCGACGGCGACUGCGGUCUCACCCUCAAGGCUGGCGGUGAGGCCAUCUUGGCCGGCAUCCAGCGCGGCGACAUCACCCCCACCGACGUUGUCAACUCGAUCCGCGCCAUCUCGGCCAUCAUCGAGGAGGAGAUGGGCGGCACCUCGGGCGCGCUGUAUGCCAUCUACUUUUCGGGCCUGGCAAAGGCCCUCGCGGCCGCCCCCAAGGGCGAAAUCACCCCGGCGCAGUGGGCCCAGAGCGCCGCGUCCGCACUCGACGUGCUGUCCGGCUACACGUCCGCACGCCCGCCCAGCCGUACCCUCAUGGACCCCCUGUUUGCGUUCACCGAGACGCUGCCCAAGUCCGGUAUCGACGCUGCGGCCGCCGCGUCCAAGGCUGCGGCUGAGAACACGGCCAAGCUCGUCGCAUCGGCGGGUCGUGCAGCGUACGUCGACCAGGAGGCACUCCAGAAGGAGGCCGUGCCGGACCCGGGAGCGUGGGGUCUCGCCCUCAUCUUUGGCGCCUUUGCCAGUGCUGCCAAGUAA